Molecule: messenger RNA, 3113 nt
Organism: Maylandia zebra (zebra mbuna)
Lineage: Eukaryota; Metazoa; Chordata; Actinopteri; Cichliformes; Cichlidae
Gene: oxsm
Product: 3-oxoacyl-ACP synthase, mitochondrial
Biological process (GO): fatty acid biosynthetic process
Cellular component (GO): mitochondrion
Molecular function (GO): 3-oxoacyl-[acyl-carrier-protein] synthase activity
Source: RefSeq, a predicted model, not a curated record
GCAUGGACACGGACAUCAUAAAUAACCGCUAACUCUAGUCUGGUCUGUUCUGUAAUUAGUUUAUGUAAGUCCGUAAUUUAUAUAUUUUUUUCUAAAUUAUAUUUCCUUUUUCCUCUGAUAUUUACAGUAAAAACUCCAAUCCAACUAAGCCUGAAGCUGUCAAAGCUUACACAGACAGCAGGAUGUCUGUUUUUUCACUGUUUUGUUGGAAUAAACUACGGUUGAGACCACAGAACAUAAGGACGCUUCUGCACAAGAAUGCCGGUGUUUGUCCGAAUCAGGAGUCUAGGCACCACAGCUCUGGACGGCAACAAAGAAGGAGGGUUGUUAUCACAGGAAUAGGGUUAGUUUGUCCUCUGGGCACAGGCACUGCUCUGUCCUGGGACCGUCUGAUCAAAGGUCAGAGUGGGGUAGUUUCCCUGGACUCAGAAGAGUACAGGACUCUCCCCUGUAGAGUGGCAGCUCUGGUGCCCAGAGGAACCAAGGAGGGUCAGUUUGAAGAGGAAACAUUUGCUUCUCGUAAGGAGAUCAGUAGCAUGUCAUCAGCAACCGUAAUGGCCCUUGGAGCUACUCAGCUGGCCCUGGAGGAUGCAGGCUGGUGUCCCAAAAGCCCAGAGCAGCAGCUCAGCACAGGGGUGGCUGUUGGGAUGGGCAUGGUGUCGCUGGACGAAAUCGCUCGUACCGCCUCCCUCUUCCAAGAGAAGGGCUACAACAAAGUGAGUCCAUUCUUUGUGCCACGCAUCCUUGUCAACAUGGCUGCUGGACACAUAAGCAUCAAACACAAGCUAAAGGGUCCCAAUCAUGCCGUGUCCACCGCUUGCACCACAGGUGCACAUGCCGUAGGUGAUGCAGCCAGGUUCAUCGUUCACGGGGAUGCAGUUGCUAUGGUUGCAGGGGGCACAGAAUCCUGUGUGGGGCCACUUUCAUUAGCUGGCUUUGCUAGGGCCCGUGCCCUCGCGACCAAAUGGAAUAACAACCCUACACUUGCUUCAAGGCCUUUUCAUCCAGAAAGAGAAGGUUUUGUAAUGGGAGAAGGAGCAGCUGUGCUGCUGCUGGAGGAUCUGAACCAUGCAGUGAGUAGAGGAGCCCGGAUUUACGCAGAGGUCCUGGGUUAUGGGCUCUCAGGGGACGCUACUCACAUAACUGCUCCUACUGUGGAUGGUGAUGGGGCAUUCAGGUGCAUGUCCGCAGCCUUAAAAGAUGCAGAUGUCUCUCUGGCUGAUGUCACAUAUAUAAAUGCUCACGCCACAUCGACACCUUUGGGAGACGCAGCAGAAAAUGCAGCCAUCAAGAGACUUUUCCAGCAAAGUGCUAGCAUCCUGGCUGUGUCCUCUACCAAGGGGGCCACAGGACAUCUGCUCGGGGCUGCUGGGGCUCUGGAGGCAGCUUUCACCGCUCUGGCCUGUUACCACAAAGUCCUGCCCCCAACCCUUAACCUGGACCGAACAGAGCCCGAGUUCGACUUGAAUUACGUUCCCUGCACAGCGCAGCAAUGGCAGACUCGGGGUCGACGGGUAGCCCUCACAAAUUCAUUCGGCUUCGGCGGCACCAAUGCCUCACUGUGUCUCGGCAGCAUCUGAGGACACACUGGGAGCGACUGGGAAGUUCUCCUCAUUGACCAGAUCCCAUCCAGGCAUGACACAUUUACUGAGAGUAGUGAUGUUGGCUGUUUGCAACAAUCUGCCCUGGAUUUUUAUGGAAAAACAUCGUUUGGAAUUUGUUCCUUCAGUCCAUGUGUGUGUGUGUGUGUGUCUGCAUCAGCUCCAUUUCUGUUUGAGGGAUUCAAUUCAGUUCAUAUCUGGCAAACUUAACGACUCUCUGGAUUCUUUAAAUGUGCAAAACCCAAUCAUUUCUACAAUUUACCAUAUUUAUACUAACAUAAUCAUGUCCAGACAACACAUGAAUGUCAUUUUAAAAAAGCAUCAGUUGUCACCAUAGUGAGCUGCUUGGAAACAGGAAAACAUUUCAGCAUCUAAGUUUGUACCUCGGGUUUAAAUACAGCUCACUAGUGUCAAAUCUUGUAAUAAAACACAAAGGCUUAAAAUUGUUUUAGCCAUUGUAUUAAUCUUUUAUUUGCACUGCAUAGACAUAAAAAUGGUCCUCAAAGUACUCACAAAUAUGUAGACUCAUUAAUUGACUGAAUGACUUCACUAAACAACUCUUCCCAUGGUCUCCAUAACUGAGUAAUGAGUUUGCUGUUAAUGUUUUGAUGGUGGCGGGAUGGAGGCUUAGAGUGGGACUUGGUUGGUGUUUCUCAGCUGUAGCAGCGUGGGUAAAGGGAACGGUCAGAAAUAAGUCUCAUAACAUGUUGUUGUUGUUGAUACAAGGAGUGAAUUGAUCCUAUUUACGUAAAAGUCCAGAGCCUCUAUAGACGAUGAUCUGAGUACUUGUAACACUGCACAAAGGUCACGAUCACACUGUUCAUGAAGUGCUGGGUUUGUCCAUCUUCAGGGGCUGAAGACUGCGAGUCCUGCUUGAUUCCUGCGAUUAGCAUGUAUGUAGACACACACACACACACACUAUAUAUAUAUGCCUCUCUCAGUGGGUCAACAGAACAUCUGACACAGCACAGCUGUAAUGAAAGAAUGGGAGGGUAUUUCUCCAAGAGGAAACCUAGCUUGACGCUAACGUCCACUGUGAAUGUAGCUGUUGAAAAUAAUGUGGACUCCUGGCUAUCCUGUUAUUACAUAAAAUAACUAAUUACACUUUUAUUAAACUUCCUGCUGUUGUGUUUUUUAGUCUAACAUUUUAUUUAAAGUUUCCAUGUUACCAGGCUGUAGAGCGCUCUGUGAAACUUUAAAUUUAAUUUCCAGAUAAUUCUGAUAUGAAGUGUAAAUGUGGGCCUCUGUGGAGCGUACAGUUGAUGUCAUCUCUGUGAAUAUAGGGUAACAGAAUUAGUGUAUGCUAACAGCUAAUCUAGCUAACAAACUAACAGAAUGCUACAGAGUGAUGUUGGACGCUGUGCAGAACUAUACGAUGCUAAGCUAUGUGUCAUUUUAAUUGUAGUGACAUGGUUGUAUUUAGCUUAAUUUAGUCAUCAGCAUAGAUGGGCAGUAACGCGUUACUUGUAACGCGUUACUGUAAUCUCAUUACUUUUUUCAAGUAAUGAGUAA